UUUCUUUUUCCAAGACAACGAAAAAAGUUGUCCGAGAAUAUAUGCAGUCGCGUUACCGGUUAAAUAGUACCACAUUUUGGGGUAUUAAUUGAGUAAAUUGAGUUUGGAUCAGUCAGCUGCAGUUUCAGCUCAUUUAUUCGUGCAGCCUCUCUACCCUAGGUAGGACGACGAAAGCUCAGCAGUACUUUCUGACUUGAUGUAAUUUGUGUAAUCGGUUGUAUAGGACCUGUUUUUCUUCGCGGGCCUGUGUGAUACUCAAGCCAAGCUGGAUGCCUUUCAAGUGAACGCGAUGGAGCUGCAGACCCUUCAGAGUCAACUUAAAAGUGCCAUCCAGAACCAUCAGAUCGUGCUGUCAAAAAUGCGCAUUGAUCCUCAGAAUUCGGCCCUUCAGAGGCAGCUACACGAUCUGCAAGCCGAAAUCCUGACGCUGAGCGAGCAGCAAAAACAGGUGGUUCAGCAACUGAGGACAGAGCUUGAGCGGAAGCAAAGUUCAGCUGUGCUGAAGCUUUCUCACAAUGCACAACUCCUGCCCAGGGGUGUGCUGGGUGGUACAGGUGUCCCGGUGAAGCUGCAGGCAGCCCUAAAAGGGGGACCAGGUGGUGUGCUCCUGCCACAGGUGGUGGUGGUUCCGAGCUGCAGUGGAACCCCUCAUGGAUCUCCCACUCUGCUGACCCCGUCGAUACGUGUGCCCCAAUACCCGCCUUGCGGCCAGCGUUUAACUCCACAGCAGCCACUGGUGCAGGCCCAGCAUCAGCAACCCCAGCAUCAGCAUCCCCAGCAGCAGCAUCAGCAAUCUCAGCAGCAGCAUGCCUUGGUUGCCACUGUCCCUCCCGUGCCACGGGUCCCGAAGUCCUGCGUUGCCGUGCUUGUACAAGCAAGCAGCAUCAAUAGCACGUCUGCGGGACUGAUGGUGCCAAACCUCGGAACCAACGUUGUCCAUGGCAAUACCCAUACCACCACUGCCACAACAACGGCUGCCGCCACCAAUGGCGUCUGUGGAACAGGUGCGACCACAACUGUGACGGUUACGGCUGCAACGCCUGCACCUGUGCCCACUGCGGCUGUGGCUCCUCCUCGCAAGAAUGUGCCUCUGGGUCCCCCUCCUCCAAGUGCCCCUCCACCACCUAAGGAGGACCAUCAGAAGCUGGAACUGCUUGGUGCCUUGGGCCUGAUGACCCGGGAGGCUCUGCGCGAGCUCCAGCAUCGUCGGGGAGAGCGCAAGCGGCGCACCACUGCCAACCCCCACUUUUCUAGCGCUGCUCUGGAGGAGAAGCGGCGCAAUGCACUGCUCCUGAUUGGCGAGAACAUGGCCUCCGGCAGGAAAUGUCAAAAGGUGCGAUCACGCCUUGGCUCAUCCACACCUAGUUCACCAGAAGCAUCUUCGAAUGAGACCACGCCCAAUGGCCACCCGUCUCCGCCCCCUGGUAGCGAUGUCACCACAAAGAGAGAAGAAGCACCAGUGCUUGUGAAUGGAGACGUGUUGCAAGGCUGUAAGAAAAGUACUCCUGAAGAUCAGGUCACAGAUAACUCCUUGGGCUGGGUCAGUGACUACACCCUACUCAAAAGUGCCAAAGCAGAAGAAAAGCAGAAGCUGCUGAAGAGAAGUCUGGAACUGAAAGCCGAGCGCAUGCAGCUAGAAGCAAAGAAACAGCAGCUGUCUGAGAUCAUCGUUAACCAGCAGAAACGACGCCUGGAGCUGAAGCUUGCCCUGCAAAAUGUUCAGAACUCAUUGGAGAAGUUUGAGCGUGUUGUGAAACUCUUUAAAGAGGCCUCUUGAUGAGACCGGUGGUAGAGAAAGAGCGGGAGAGCUGCUGCAUCCCUGUGAAGUUUCUUUCCUCAUUUGGUGCGAUUUGGAAGAAGAGAUAGCCUCCUCUUGUAAGUCCCGCCCACUUAGCUGUACCAACCUCUCAGCCGACCCACUCAGGACUGCCUCCUGCGCCACCUGUUGAGUCUACACGGCAGGUGCCGCAUGUCACUGUGCACGGGGAGACCUAACCCUCGCUGUUUGUGGUCGCGGAUGGUUUGCCAAUGGGAAAAAGGAGGCAGCGCUUCGCACUACAAUUUCGGGCACUGUGCGGUGUUUGUGCGGGCAUACGUGUAUGCGAUCGAGUGUGUGAUGGAGCGAAGGAAUGAUGUAGAUACCACGAAUGGUGAUGUGUUCAUGUGUACUCCGUGAUUUGGCUCUGAUCGUGCGAGAAGAACUGCUAGCUUUCUAGUCAUCUGUGCCGGGCACCGUUGUGGGCCGCGGGUUUUCAGAUAUUGCCAUUCCACGGAGGUAUCCAGCUGCGUCUGCCUGGAUUUUUAAAUGUGCUUUGAAGUGUACAAGAACAGUGCGGCUAAUAUAAUGAUUUUUGAUUUCUGCAUGCAUGCUUCUACUUUUUUUAUAUUUUUAUCACUUUACCUUUACAUGGGGAGAGAUCUUGCUAUAGAGGGGUGCGUGUCUGUUUGGGGGAAAAAGUUGUUUUCUCACUAAAAAUUAUGCAACACUGUUUUUUUUUUCUGAUACCUUUUUUUUUCUUAUGAUUUACAGUACUAUUGGCAGAAAUUAAAAUUAAAAUUUAGGCUAGGUUUAAAACCUAAACCUUAAAAUAUAUAACAACAUAAUAAAUCCUUUAUGUUCCUAAGGGUGUCUCGGUUUUCUUUGUUUCGUUUUGUUUUCGCAAAAUGUAUCAUUUUAUGCUAUGCUUGCAAUGUUUUUGUUGUGCAGAUCAUGGUGUGAAAUGUUUCAUCAAAAGUUACCGGAGAAAGAGCAUGUAUGCAUGCACCUAUUCGCUACCAUGCCAAAGCUUAUUUAUGUGUUGAAGGUUUCUGGAAUGGAGUAAUAACAGCUUAUUGUUGACUUUAUACCACCAGAUAAUCCGAGAACUGUUUUUAAUGCACACCUGAUAGACCGUUGGCAUUGUAAGGUGCAGACAUGAGCACGCCCACGCAUAUUCCUCCUACUUUGCAGAGUGUUGAGAUUUAAUAUGCCAUCACUGCUACUUGCCGAGGUAUGUUUCACAAUGUACAACAGCGGGACUUCGAUAUGUGCAUAUCUUGCCCUCUCUCAUCAUUGUAAAGUUGCAAAAGCUCAAGCCUAUAGAAGGGGGGUGGGGCUGCAAUCAGCAUUGACAGUAAUUGUUGUGUGUCUGUAACACGUUAACAGCUGUUGGCCACACGAUAAUUUUAGCAACUAAUGAGCAACUCAUGUUUAUUAUUUGCAGUGUUUUUGCAUUUGAUUGUUGGCUGUCUUAGCCAUUUUGAACUGUUUACAUGUCUGGGUUGAUAAACAGUGAGUAUACAAGUGAAGGCCUGACAACAGGGUCUUAUUUUGGUUCUUAUGAAUGAAUGUUUUGUCUAUACUUUGCUGGUUUUUGAGGCCUGAUUUGUCUUCAUACUGUUCACAGUUCAAAUAUUGAUCUUCCGUGAACUCCUUCAUGCAGUCUGUGUGCGAACACAGAAAUCUUGAGAGCUGAUAGUUGUGUGAGAUUCAGCAUAAUAAUUAAUGCAUCGUCAUUCAGGGUAUGACAGUUGACACUGCGACCCCCACCCCCUCCGCUUGAUUUUCAUUGUCUGGUUUUUAGAUUUUCUGAUUGUGCUUUAGUGCUUGUCAUUUUUUUUGUCAGUUUUAAUUUAUUUGAGAAAGUCGGUAUUCACAGAGAUUGAUCUGAAGGCCAACAAUGCUUGCCAGGUGGACUACUGUGUGCCAAAUAAGGCUUGCAUUUGACUUGUGCGACCACCUGACGCCUGCAACUUUUGAUGCGAUGAAAAAUGCAUGUUUUGGACCCUGCUCUAGUGUCAUAGUGCUGCUAUAUUGAGACACAUAGUGUUUUUACGAUUUCUUUUCACAACUUUAUAUGAACACAAGAUUGCUGGUAGGACCAAGAGGCAAUGUUUACUGAAUCUGUGUUUCAUAUCAGCAGCUAGUCAUUGCCUAUCAACUCUGCCCAGUGCUUUAUCAAAUAUGUAGCUAGCCAAUUGUAAUAUGCUUUUUUACUUAGCAGCAUCUUGCAAAUAAUAUGAAAAACCUUGGUCACAGUUCUGAAAUGGAUGGCUACUGUUUUUAACUUGGCUUGUUAAGCAGCGUUGGUGAAACUCAUUUUCUUAGCAGAACAUUUUAGAGAGCUUAGCCUGCCCGCCACACUAGCAACACAGCACCGCAUUAGUUUAAACAGAACUGCUGCAUGGAGCAGUACUAUAAUCUAUCCAAGCCAGAGUACAGCGAAAUGUUUUGCUCAGCAGACCAAAUGUCCUUUUCCGAAAUGGUGUGCUGAUUACAGUAUCAUGAGUUUAGGGUGCAGUAUUGGACAACACUUUCAGUGAAUGAUCUAGUAUGUUAGCACAUGGGCGAGACAGAUUAUUGAUAACUGUCAGACUACAGGGUGCUGUUGUGCUGUAUUAACUGAAUGACAAGUAGGCUUUUAAGAUUUGAAUGAAUGGGAACUAUGCAUUAUGCUUGCCAUUUCUUGAAUUUGAGCAUUGUGCUGCAGUUGUCAUGCUUGCCACAACUUGUAAGCCAACUUUAAAUUUAUUGCAUUGCUUGUUAAAAAUAUGAAAAUAACCUAAUCUUUCAAAUCUAAGCAACUGCUUUCUUUUCAGGAUUAAGGUGCUUCAGAAAAUUGUGCAAGAAUAUUUUUUGUAAUAUAAGCCAUUGCCAUUUGUGAAGGAAUCAUAGAAAAGUCUUUAAAAAAAAAUCUACAUCUGCAGUUAUGUUUGGCACAAUGAAAUGAAUGCCAAAUCCAAAUUGUUCCCUUUGCUGACAGUGUAAUAUGGUUAAUCGAUUGAUUAACGAGAGAGUCAAUACUUUAGAGUUUUUUUUUCUAAAUUUUUUUUUUAAUAAGGCAUUUCCUACCCAAAUAUAAUAUGACUCCAUUUGAACCUAAGUAACUUUCUUAAAUUUUGUCAUCAGUAGUGAUAAAUGAAAAAUGGUAUAGUUCUAAAGAAAGAAGAAGUUGCAUAAUUUUGUUGUGCCUGUUGUCAUAUUUGACCACUUUCAUGAAUGCUGCAUUUGCUGGGCAAUACGUGGUUGCUGAAGGGGCAAGUUGAUUUUCAAUGGAGAAAGAAGUUGUAAAAUCAAGAGACUGAAAACAAAGACGAAUACGUGCAUCGUUCAGGAGACCUGAAACAUCUUUUCGCUGACUGUGCCUGCUAAUGAAGUGUACCUCUUUGUGAGCAUGUACCAAAAAAGUUCUUGAAUGUUCUGUGUAUUUUCAAAAUGAUGCCAACUCUCGCAAGCCCUGCUUCUUUUUUUGUUGGUUGAACUUGCCCAGCGGUGUUUCGCCGCAUGGUUCUAUCUGAUAUUUCAGAUAGGCGCAGUAAUAGUCUUGCCAGCUACUAUUGGGUAGUGUGGCUGCCCUGUCAAUAAUGAGAAUUCUUUUGCUCGCAGGAUACAUUGUUUGACUAAGGCAUCAAAACACAUCCAGGCACCAGUCAUUGUGUAUUUACGUAUGCGAAAUAAUACAAAAGGUUCAUGGACCUUAGGGAAGUCAAAGGACUCCUUGCCAUUUGUUGAGUUAAACAAGGCUUUCUUGCUUUACUGGUGCAUGCAGGUGUUCAUGUUCUCAUUGUGAAGUAACUUAGCUGGUUGAUUAUGUUCAAAAGGUGUUGCAGGAACCCUAUGAGGCACCACCCGUUAGAGCUGAAUUUCAGAGCUGAAUUUUUCGCUUGUGUGUACCAUCGGUCAUUUUGAAUUCUCUUUAUUUGGCAGAUUUGGUUGCAGUUUUUAAACCAAGGCUCAUUAAGGUCCUGUGCUUCUAUUCAUAUAAAGCAGAGAAUGCUGCAUAGGCUACGGAGCUUUCUCACCCGAACAAUAAUGCGUGAAACAUGAAAAGAAAGGGGUAUGGAUAGUACAGCUACAUGUGAUACUAAAUCUCAUUUCCUUGCACUGCAAAAUAGGUUGUAAUUAUUUUUUGGGAGGUGUUCUAGAGACUGUUCACCAUCAAGUGAAUGAAACAACAUGCUAAAAAUUAUUCUUUAAGAAUUAUCACAAAUCCGAAACCUAUGCAUUUCCAGAGUCCGUGUAAGGAGACUUUAUAACAGCUGUAUUGCUGCAGCUUCCCCAACAUUGUGUGCCAAGUAUGAAAUACAACGGGAUAGAACACUGAUCACCAAUGACAAGUUCUACUUGGACGAAACACUGAGAAUUUGUUAUGUAUUUUCUGGCGGACUCGACUGCUUGGUUUCACAGUGUUCAUUGAAUUUUCUGUUACUUUUGUGUUUCGUUUGGACUACGCUACACAACUUCCUCGUUCAAUUAGUCUCAGCUGCCUGUAAUCACUGAAAUCAGUGUGACCAAGAACACUUGUGCUUCUAGGCACAUUUUCUCAUCGUUGUUUUUGAAUGAAUAGGCAGGCAGAAAUGUGGUCACUGCUGUCAGUGGGUGUUGAAUGUGAUGCUGCACAAAAGUGGACAUGGUGUAAAAAGUAGUUGAUU
Molecule: messenger RNA, 6411 nt
Organism: Rhipicephalus microplus (southern cattle tick)
Lineage: Eukaryota; Metazoa; Arthropoda; Arachnida; Ixodida; Ixodidae
Source: RefSeq, a predicted model, not a curated record